AUACAAACAGACGAUUGUUGAGACCGUCACUCAUUUAUAACAAGCACAAUCAAAACGUUUAAAUCUCAAAAGAAGGCUAUAUAUUAACAUUUUUAGGAAUUUUAAACAGGAAGUUUUUAACAGGAAGUUUUAUUAAACAUUUGAUAUGGGGUUUUAGGACUUGUUGUUAAUAUUAUUUCUUUUUAAAGUAACUUGAAGUAUAUUUGUUAUUUUGAAAGAAAUAAGAUUUGAAGGAAUAUUAGUACUUGAACUUCGCCACAGCCAUCAAAGAAAGUAACAUGACGACGGCAACAGUUCAUCCAUUCUUGACAACAGUCAGUCCAUUAUUAACAACGGUCAAUCCAUUGUUGACAACAGUCGAUCCACAGUUUUGUAACGAAGAUGCAUGGAAUAUAUCUAAAGAUUAUAUUCACUGGUUCUUGAUUCCAGCUGUCGCCAUCAUUCUGUUAUUGUGUUUUAUGGAAAAGAGAAAGGCGCUAAAACCAAACAUAUUGGGAGGACGCCCAGCUGUUGUACGACCGCUUGGAUUUUUGGACGAGCCUUCUAACCGCUGGGGUGUUAUGCUUGCAUUUGGGUCUGUGACCGGAAACAUACUAGCUGUUACAUUGAAAUUGGUCUCAAAAGAGCUAGACUGGCCGAUCUGGGGAAAAAUUUUUAUGGUAUACAUUUUAUGUUUGGAGACUAGUGUUGUAUGUUACCCCUUAUUUGCCUGCAUGACGACACGUCAUAAAUUGGUUGGUGCUAUAGCGGGACUUCUUUAUUCUCUAGGAUGGUUUGCUUUUGAGAUGGUACAAGUUGUCACAGAAGGAAUUUGCUUUGGUUUAAACCAAGUUAACGUUAAUUGGUUGGUCCUUCUCCUUAUGACAGAAUUACCUGUGACAAUUUGUAACGCCUUAGUAGUUUUGAAGUUUUGUUUGAAACUAUUCAAAUGUAUUAGAAAAGGAAUCUACAAGAUUAGUCCAGAGGAACAAGUGAAACUAUGUAGAUCAUUUCACCUAACAUACGUAAAACAUCUUAUGAACCAACAUUUAUUGAACAACAUGAGUGAAAGUAUUACAUGGACACAAAGGAUACAUCGCAAAAUACUACGACCUGUACCAGGAUUUAGGUUUCCAAUUGGUGUCAUGAUAACAAUAUUUAUGUCCGGUUUGCUCCUAUAUAGCGUAAGUAGUUUUGUAUCGCGUGUUACUUUAAAUAGCGGUGUUCAAGGGGACUUUCGGAAUUAACGAAAUUUACACUACAAGUCUUUUUU
Molecule: messenger RNA, 1252 nt
Organism: Ruditapes philippinarum (Manila clam)
Lineage: Eukaryota; Metazoa; Mollusca; Bivalvia; Venerida; Veneridae
Product: stimulated by retinoic acid gene 6 protein-like
Exons: 9
Coding region: 279-1226 (315 amino acids)
Molecular function (GO): retinol transmembrane transporter activity; signaling receptor activity
Source: RefSeq, a predicted model, not a curated record